UUUUAGUAUUGACAACAGGAAAAGAAGCUGAUGUUUCAAGUAAUUCGAUAAGUAUGGACAGUGAAUAUAAACCAGUCGAGAGCUCUAAUGAGGACUAUACAAAUACGGAAGAUCAUAAUCCGUUACUUUCAAAUCAAGAUGUUCAAUUCCUUGUUUCUGACUAUGAAUUACAACAAGCAACUGCAAGCACUUUCGGUUGUGUGAUCAAUUUGGCAAAUACUAUCUUAGGAACAGGCAUGCUUGCAAUGCCAUCUGCAAUGGCAUCUGUAGGUAUCAUCCCUGGUAUUUUUCUUAUUUUCUUAUCAGCACUAGCCUCCGGUACUGGACUAUACUUCUUAUCAAGAUGUGCAGCACGUACAGAAGGCAGACAUGCAUCAUUCUUUGCUGUAUCCAAAUUAACAUGGCCGAAAGUAUCUGUAUUAUUUGAUUUGGCUAUUGCCAUCAAAUGUUUUGGAGUUGCAGUGUCUUAUCUGAUCAUUAUUGGAGACCUUAUGCCACAGGUCAUGGCAUCUUUGACAAAUCAUGCAGAUCUGGCAUAUUUUUUAACAGACCGACGAUUCUGGAUUACUUUAUUUAUGCUUGUGCUCGUGUUGCCACUUAGUUUUCUAAGAAAGCUCGAUUCAUUAAAGUACACUAGUCUAGUGGCGCUUUUUGCGGUUGUUUACCUUUGCGUCAUUGUGAUCUAUCAUUAUUUCUCUCCCAACUAUCCUCCACCAUCAUCCGAUGAUAUCGAAUACUUUAAUCUGUCCUCGAGUAUCUUUGGUCAUUUGCCAGUAUUUGUGUUUUCAUUUACUUGUCAUCAAAAUAUAUUCUCAGUUUACAAUGAGCUUCGAGACAAUAGUCGUGAAUCGGUCACGAGGGUGAUCAGUCUAUCGAUUGGCAUCUCUGCUUGUGUGUAUGAAGGCAUUGCUAUCCUUGGUUACCUUAGCUUUGGUAGAAAUGUGCUCAGCAAUAUUAUCAUGGAAUACCCAUCAAGCUAUUUUGUGGCAGGUGGACGUCUUGCAAUGGUCAUACUUGUCGUCUUUAGUUACCCACUUCAAGCUCAUCCCUGUAGGGCUUCACUUGACAAAGUCUUUUUAUUUGGUCAUGACAAAAGGCGUCCUUCUGCUUUUAAAUAUUUUACCAUGACGACAGCUAUUUUGAUCUUGAGCUAUAUUACUGCUAUUACAGUAACAAAGUUGGAUGUGGUAUUGUCCUUUGUUGGAUCCACUGGCUCGACCACUAUCUCAUUCAUCUUGCCUGGUUUAUUCUAUUAUAAAAUACAUGAAAAUGAUCCUUGGAAACCAGGAAAGAUUCUAGCAGUUGCACUAAGUAUCUAUGGUAUCUUCAUCAUGGUUUUUUGUUUGACAUUUAAUAUAAUGCGUAUAACAUCUCAUUAAAAAAAAAAAGAAAACACAACUUAGUUGUAUAUUUAUAGAAAACAAAUAAAAUCAAACUAGACCUACA
Messenger RNA from Rhizopus microsporus ATCC 52813, 1446 nucleotides. RefSeq lists its product as uncharacterized. Gene Ontology annotation, cellular component: fungal-type vacuole membrane. The transcript has 6 exons. Lineage: Eukaryota; Fungi; Mucoromycota; Mucoromycetes; Mucorales; Rhizopodaceae. The record is from RefSeq and is a predicted model, not a curated record. Bases 54 to 1379 code for a protein of 441 amino acids. Gene Ontology annotation, molecular function: L-arginine transmembrane transporter activity; L-glutamate transmembrane transporter activity; L-serine transmembrane transporter activity. Gene Ontology annotation, biological process: amino acid transmembrane transport.